This is a messenger RNA of Suillus subaureus, 613 nucleotides long. RefSeq lists its product as uncharacterized. Gene Ontology annotation, biological process: tRNA splicing, via endonucleolytic cleavage and ligation. NCBI's taxonomy places the organism in Eukaryota, Fungi, Basidiomycota, Agaricomycetes, Boletales, Suillaceae. Gene Ontology annotation, molecular function: RNA ligase (ATP) activity. The coding region runs from base 148 to 510 and encodes 120 amino acids. Gene Ontology annotation, cellular component: nuclear inner membrane. The record is from RefSeq and is a predicted model, not a curated record. The transcript has a single exon.
AGCUCAUCAAUGAUCUGCACCGACUCAAAGAAAUUGCCCAAGCUAGUACGAUCAGCAGUGUACAGCACGCCGUCAGGUCCCUCCGUCUCUGUUCGAAGCUGGAAGAUGAACGAGUUCAAGUAAUAUGACACUCCAUCGCCUUUUCCGAUGCUAGCGAGAGGUUUGUUCAGCCAUGAAAUUCCAUGUGGAGAUGACUCCAGGGGAGAGCAAGAGUGCCAAAUUGUAGCUCGAGGAUAUGAUAAGUUCUUCAACAUUGGGGAGGUCCCGUGCACCGAUGUAAGUUGUUUUCAUGUCAAACUGCCUGAUAUCGCCUCAUGGGGAUUCGUGCGCGGUGGUCAAUACUCUCCUACAGGACCCACGUAUACGCUGUCAUUAAAAUCUAAAGGGUGUAUCAUAUUUGUCGCCCCCAUUUCUCCUCCGAAGCUGAUCGUCACGUCCAAGCAGUGCACUGGGAUCGAUGCAAGGGGUCUCAGAAACUCAUUCCGAAGUCGGCUGUCGGUGGCUCAAUAAGCACUUGGCAGGAACAGCUGACAUCGAGAUUAUGGGAGAAGAACUGGACAGCAAUCGCCGAGGUGUGCAAGUCAUACAAUGUAGGCAAAAGUUCUAGAAUCAA